UGUCGCCAGCGGCCCAGGAAGCAGCAUGCACCGCGAUGCCACCGACAGCAGCGGCGUCCGCCGCGGCCCCACGCCCGCCGCACACGCCGGCCGUGCUGCUCCGGGCUCCGCGGACGGGCGGCGGGCGGCCGACGGCCCGGGCGGGGGCUGGCGGGGACCCGCGGCCGUGGCUGCCGUGGCCGCGCUGGCGCUGUGCUGCCUGGUCCCGGGUUGGGGACCGGCGGCGGGGGCCGGGCCGGGCGCCUUACUGCUGCGUCUCAGUCUGUACCUGAGCGGCGCCGCGGCAGCCUGGCUGCUGGGGACUCUGAUCGCGCUCGUCUACUGGAGCCCGCGCGCCCGGCCGCCGGACUUCGUCUCUUCCUGGAGCCGCCUGGCCGCGGCCGUCCGCUGUCCGCUGCGGAGCCCUGUAUAUGGAAAUCCACAGGAGACAUCUCAGGGCAGAAGAGUGGUCAUUUCUCACAACAUGGAUCGAGCUCUGAAAGAUGUGUUUGACUACACUUAUAGAGACUAUAUUCUCUCCUGGUACGGGAACCUCAGCAGAGAUGAAGGACAGCUCUACCAUCUGCUCUUGGAAGACUUUUGGGAAAUCGCCAAGCAGAUUCGCCACAGGCUGAAUCACGUGGAUGUGGUUAAAGUUGUGUGUAAUGAUGUUGUAAAGGCUUUGCUCACUCAUUUCUGUGACCUGAAAGCUGCUAAUGCCAGACAUGAAGAACAGCCAAGGCCUUUUGUGUUACAUGCAUGCCUGAAGGACUCACAUGAAGAAGUGAGAUUCCUUCAAACAUGUUCUCGGGUUCUGGUGUUUUGCCUUCUCCCUUCGAAGGAUAUCCAGUCUCUCAGCUUACGCAUAAUGCUCGCAGAAAUCCUCACAACAAAAGUCUUGAAGCCAGUAGUGGAGUUACUGAGUAACCCUGAUUACAUUAACCAGAUGCUCCUUGCCCAGCUGGAGUACAGAGAGCAGAUGAAUGAGCACCACAAGAGAGCCUACACAUAUGCUCCUUCUUAUGAGGAGUUCAUCAAGUUCAUCAACAGCAACUCCGAUGUGGAGUUCUUGAAGCAGCUCAGGUAUCAAAUUGUAGUGGAAAUAAUCCAAGCAACUACAAUAAGCAGCUUUCCUCAGCUGAAGAGGCACAAGGGUAAGGAGUCAGCAGCCAUGAAAACCGAUCUCUUGAGGGCCAGGAACAUGAAAAGGUACAUCAACCAGCUGACUGUGGCAAAGAAGCAGUGUGAGAAGAGAAUCCGAAUCCUGGGGGGUCCUGCCUAUGACCAGCAAGAAGAUGGGGCCUUGGAAGAAGGGGAAGGGCCUCAGAGCCAAAAGAUUCUUCAGUUUGAAGAUAUUAUGACCAAUCCUUUCUACCGAGAGCGCUUUGGAACCUACAUGGAGCGGAUGGACAAGGGCACUCUGAUUGGCUUUUGGGAGUCUGUGGAGCACCUGAAGAGUGCUAACAAGAAUGAAAUUCCACAAUUAGUUGGUGAAAUUUAUCAGAAUUUCUUUGUGGAAAGCAAAGAAAUACCGGUGGAAAAGUCACUUUACAAAGACAUCCAGCAGUGUCUCGUAGGAAACAAAGGCAUCGAGGUGUUCAGCAGAAUCCAAGCGGAUGUGUACGAGGCGCUACGGGACAGGUAUUACCCGUCGUUCAUCGUCAGUGACCUGUAUGAGAGGCUGAUGAUGAAGGAGGGAGAAAAGCAGGACGCACAGCAGACUUCUGACAGGGAUGAACUGAGUUCAGGAAGUGAGGCUGGUGAGGAAGCCAUAGAAGGCACCAGCGGGAUUAGCGAUCAAGCCAGCUUUGCUGUAAACAAACUUCGAGAGCUGAGUGAAAAACUUGAAUAUAAAAGGCAAGCUCUAAGUUCUAUUCAAAAUGCACCAAAACCCGAUAAGAAGAUUAUUUCCAAGCUGAAGGACGAAAUACUGCUAAUAGAGAAAGAAUGCGCAGAUCUUCAACUACACAUGGCAAGAACGGACUGGUGGUGUGAGAACCUGGGCCUGUGGAAAGCAACCAUCAACAGUGCAGAGGUGACAGAAGAGAAUGGAGAGCAAAUGCCUUGUUACUUUGUCAGGGUAAAUCUACAAGAAGUUGGAGGGGUUGAAACUAAGAACUGGACCGUCCCAAGAAGGCUCAGUGAGUUUCAGAAUUUACAUCGGAAACUUAGUGAGUGUGUCCCUUCUUUAAAGAAAGUCCAGUUGCCUUCUCUCAGUAAGCUGCCUUUCAAAUCUAUAGAUCACAAGUUUCUGGAAAAGUCAAAGAAUCAGUUAAAUAAAUUUUUACAGAACCUGCUUUCAGAUGAAAGACUGUGUCAGAGCGAAGCCCUGUAUGCCUUUUUGAGCCCUUCUCCUGACUACCUCAAGGUUAUUGAUGUACAGGGGAAAAAAACCUCCUUUUCCUUAUCUUCAUUUCUGGAAAAACUUCCUCGAGACUUCUUCUCCCAUCAGGAGGAGGAGAUGGAAGAAGACAGCGACCUGUCAGAUUAUGGGGAUGAUGUGGAUGGAAAGAAGGAUGCCUUGGCUGAGCCAUGCUUCAUGCUGAUUGGGGAGAUUUUUGAACUUCGAGGAAUGUUUAAAUGGGUGCGAAGAACAUUAAUUGCUCUCGUUCAGGUCACUUUUGGAAGAACCAUCAACAAACAAAUCCGGGAUACGGUGAACUGGAUAUUCAGUGAGCAAAUGCUGGUUUACUACAUCAACACCUUCCGGGAUGCUUUUUGGCCAAAUGGGAAAUUGGCACCGCCAACUAGGAUCAGAAGCGAAGCACAAAGUCAGGACACAAAGCAGAGAGCACAGCAGAAGCUACUUGAGAACAUUCCAGAUACACUUCAGAGCCUUGUUGGACAGCAAAAUGCCCGCCAUGGUAUAAUAAAAAUAUUCAAGGCACUGCAAGAAACAAGAGCCAAUAAGCACCUGUUGUAUGUACUGAUAGAGCUGCUGCUCACUGAACUGUGUCCCGAGCUGAGAACUCACUUGGAUCAAUUCAAAGCUGGGCAAGUCUGAGACUGCACAAACCAACCACCAGAGAAAUGUCUGUGUAAUAAUAGACAUGAAAUUUUCCUCUUUUCCACAGAGGGCCUGACAAGAACACAAUGAUUUUUAUUUUCGUACCUCCCUCUAGUUUUCUGUGAGAUGAGCAGGAUCAGAGGGAGCAGACUGAUGCUGUAAACUCAUGUUUAUUGGUUUUUAUUGAAAUGAUAUAAAUACUUUAGAGAUCAACAUGCUGAUUGAAAUGCAAAUGUCAAUAUGUGAUAAGAACAUAGGAAAUAUUUUAAAUAUUUAUGAAAACGGUUUUGUUGUGAAAUGACAAACUCUGACUAUUGUACAGUUAAUUCCUCACUGAGGAUUCCAAACAUUCCUGUGUUUCACGUGUACGAAGAACUCUGUUGUGCGAUGCUUGGUGUAAAGUUGUUGUGAAAAUUUUAUUGUCUUUAUUUUUACCAAAGAUUUCCCAUAGUUUGAAGCAUUUGAAGCAAUAAAAUUUAAAAAUUAA
Mesocricetus auratus (golden hamster) is the source of this 3473-nucleotide messenger RNA. It is a transcript of the gene Snx25, whose product is annotated as sorting nexin 25. NCBI's taxonomy places the organism in Eukaryota, Metazoa, Chordata, Mammalia, Rodentia, Cricetidae. Gene Ontology annotation, cellular component: early endosome membrane; intracellular membrane-bounded organelle. Gene Ontology annotation, molecular function: phosphatidylinositol binding. The coding region runs from base 26 to 2983 and encodes 985 amino acids. The record is from RefSeq and is a predicted model, not a curated record. The transcript is spliced from 19 exons.